AUGGAGGCCGAUCAAGUGGUCAACAGAGGACUGAACGAGAUAGUCAGCCGCCGUAUUGGGGCAUUGGUUUCUCGGGGAAAGAACUUUGACUCCAGGCUCGCCGAGAGUAAGCAAGCACUUGAGGCCGCCAACAACGAGCUGCCCGAGGAGAAUAAGGAGCUGUCCAAACAGAAAGAACAAUUGUGUGAGGACAAAGUUAAUCUGACCCAGGAUCUGCUGGAAACUCGGGAGACUUUGAGGAAAGCCAACGAAACCAAGGAGAAGUUCAAGGAAAGCGCCAAGCUCAGCCAUCAAGAAUAUGUUCAGCUUGAGCUUGAUCUAAUCGCUAGCAGGCAGGAGGCGGAGGAGCUUGGAAAACGAGUGCGGGAGCUCAAGGAGGCCGGGGCGAGGGAUUUGAAGAAGUACAAGGAGGCCACUCACCUCUGUUUCUACGAAUUCUAG
Molecule: messenger RNA, 441 nt
Organism: Humulus lupulus (European hop)
Lineage: Eukaryota; Viridiplantae; Streptophyta; Magnoliopsida; Rosales; Cannabaceae
Exons: 2
Coding region: 1-441 (146 amino acids)
Source: RefSeq, a predicted model, not a curated record